AUGUCAAGCAAUGGGGAAAGUGCAGACUUUAAUGUUGAAAGUGAUGUUCUGAAUCUUGAUGCUGAAAUGGAAGCAGUUUUUAUAGGUGCUAACCCUAUAGCUGCAACCAUGAAUGUCUAUUUGGAUGGAGAUAGCAGCACACAAACAUUCUACCAUCAAGAGAACAAUACUGAGUGUUUUUCUGAAUAUAUCAGUCCUUUCAAAUCCAAGGCAGCAUUUAUCUUACAUGUCUUGUUCCAUAGCAAUAAAGAUCUUUCUUCUGAAAGAUCGAUCAAGAAAAUCAUGUUUGCAAUAGAGAAAUUGGAUUUUACAAAGCCUGACGCAAAGAAUGAGAUCCCAGUAUUUCCGACAACAACAUGCACUGCCGUAAAUCGAAAAGGCCAAUGCCAUGAAUUUUCAAUCAACAAACCAUCUGAGUAUAUCAGGCAUAUUCUGGCAUGUCCAGGAAAAACGGCGCAGAUGUCAUCACUUUCUGAUUUCACUGAAAAUCAAUGGUUGAACCUCAACCAAGGCACCAAGUACAAGGAAAAUCCCAUGUUUCAAAACCCAAUGAUUAUAUCUGAAGGUUCGGAUUAUUGGAUGCUGCCCCUGAUUGUUGAUGAUUUUGUGGAAUUGGAGAAAGGAAUUGUGAUGUACUCCAAAGAUCAUGAUGAAGAUGUUCUGGUUGUAGCUCCUCUGCUGGUGUUCAUGGGUGAUAAUCCUUGGCAAUCGCAACUUGCUAUGCACAGUAAAACAUUGAGAAAGCAUUUCUGUAGGAAAUGUCAUUUAGAAGCACCCCAAAGCACUCAAAAAGACAACACAGCAGAGAUAUCUUAUCUUCCAGGCAAUCAUAAUGGAGCUGAAAAAAUAACAAAGGAAUUCUUAUAUGCUUUUGUCACUGUCAAUACAGAUUCAGAAUUGUAUAAGCAUAGGUGUGGUCUAAACUAUAGCAAGAACGGCAGCAAAGAGUUUCUCAGACUUGAGGCAUUUGAUGCAAUAAAAAACAUGCCCAUUGAAAUUCUUCACACCAUCCCACUUGGCUUAUCACAGUAUCUAGUCACUUAUCUUUUUAAGUUCUCAAGAAUGUCAACAGCAGAAAUUGCAAGGCUUGAGCCAGCUCUGAGUUCUUACAGAGUCUGCAAGAGCUAUAACAGAAGAUUCAGAAACUAG
Messenger RNA from Phycomyces blakesleeanus NRRL 1555(-), 1149 nucleotides. RefSeq lists its product as hypothetical. The transcript has 3 exons. The coding region runs from base 1 to 1149 and encodes 382 amino acids. NCBI's taxonomy places the organism in Eukaryota, Fungi, Mucoromycota, Mucoromycetes, Mucorales, Phycomycetaceae. The record is from RefSeq and is a predicted model, not a curated record.